AUGUUUGAUAGAACAAGGCCGUUUACUUCGAUUUCAUUAGCGACAGAAACACAACAUGUUACAGACUUAAAAACAGAGGUGAUGCAUGUUACUGAGUACGUAUCUCCGGUGCUGCUGACCCAAGCGGACGCUAAUUUGAAUAGGACACUGGCUGUAACUCACACACAACCAGUAACAGAGACUCAAGUUCAACAUGUUACUGUGGUUAAUACUAUUACGGAAUCGUUACCGCCGAUCCAUGUAACAGUGACAAACCUACAAACAGUUCACGAGACCAUUCCUACAACAGUAGUGCAUCUUUCAACAGAGGUUCUAGUACACACUGCCGUGGUAACCAGUAUCGAGCCAACGACAAUAAUCCAUACUCUGCCACCAGUGGUUCACACAGUGGAAAAGCUUGUCACUACAAUUCUAACAGAUCUAGAAACCUCCAUCGUCGAACUAACCAAGACUGAUAUCUCCAUAUUAAAAGACAUCCAAACAAAGACCGAGGUCCAAGUAUCCCAGGUCGUUUCAACAGAAGUCCUAGUAAGCCAUGUUAUCCAGACGAUGGUUGAAACACAAGUACAGCUAUCUGAGAAGACCGCAACCGCGACUGUUCACAACGUUGUCACGGAGGUUAAAGAGAGUGUGGCUACAGCGACCAUUCACAAUUUGGUCACGGAGACCAAAGAGAGUAUAGCUACAGCGACGCUUAAGGAGGUUCAGACUCAGACAGAGGUUGUGGAAAGCGUCGCUACUGCGACGCAGGUGAUUCACAGUAUUUCAACCUCUGUUAUCAAUAAUGUUGUCACGGAAGUCAAAGAGAGCAUUGCGACGGUUAAGGAAUUGCAGACGCAGACGGAGGUUAUCCAUAGUAUCGCAACAGCCACCCAGGUUGUCUCGAGUUUGGCAACGGAAACAGUGAAAGCGGUGGAAACAUUAUUGAGCCACAUUUUCCAGACGGAGACGGUCAACAAUGUCCAAACUCAGACCUUAAAGGAACUUCAGACCCAGACGGAGGUAAUGCACAGCAUCUCAACAGAGGUUGUUUCAAGCAUAGCUACCGCCACGGUCAAUAACAUUCAGACAAUCAAGGAGGUUCAGACGCAGAAGGAGACUAUCCAUAGCAUCGCAACAGCAACCCAGGUUGUCUCGAGUCUGGCGACGGAAACAGUGGAAACGGUGGAAACACUAUUGAGCCACAUUUUCCAGACGGAGACGGUCAACAACGUCCAAACUCAGACCUUAAAGGAACUUCAGACCGAGACGGAGGUAUUGCACAGUAUCUUGACAGAGGUUGUUUCAAGCAUAGCUACCGCCACGGUCAAUAACAUUCAGACAGUCAAGGAUGUGUCGACGCAGACGCUUCACAGCGUAGCAACUUCUGUUAUCAACAAUUUUGUUACCGAGGUCAGAGAGAGCAUUGCGACUGUCAAGGAGAUUCAGACACAGAAGGAGACUAUCCAUAGCAUCGCAACAGCAACCCAGGUUGUCUCGAGUCUGGCGACGGAAACGGUAAAAGCGGUAGAAACACUCCUGAGCCACAUUAUCCAGACGCAAACUGUCAAUAGCGUCCAAACCCAGACCGUCAACAAUGUUCAGACUAUCAAUAACGUUCACACUCAGACAGUCAACAACAUUCAAACAGAGGUAGUGAAGAGCGUCGAAACUCAGCUUAUCCACCAAACAAUCGAUAGGGUGAUAACCGAAUCCAUCAAGAAUACCCAAACUCAAACGGUUCACGCUAUCCAGACCCAAACCGUCGCCAGCGUAGCUACCGAAACCCUCCUCUCCCAUAUCAUCCAGACUGAAACCCGCACGCAGAAUGUCGCCGGUGUGCCCAUGCUCCCAUCCUCCUCGGCACCAACAGUCCACACCUCAUUGCCCGUAAAAAUCGUCACGGCAACGACCACAACCCCCUGCAAUACGACAGCCUCCAUCGGCGCCGGUAAGGCCGCAGCAACACACACAGUGACAGUCGGUGGCACUGCCGGUCUCAUCUACACCCCGUCUCAAAUCUACGCAGCGGUCGGCGACCUGGUACACUUCAUCUUUAUGUCGAACAACCACUCGGUGACCCAAUCCACCUUUGCAGCACCUUGCAACCGCCUAGCAACGGGAAUGGACAGUGACCUCAGGCCAAACCCUAACAACACCAUCGUCCCACCCCCAUUCUGGGCAUACACCGUCACAACUACCGAGCCGACGUGGUGGUACUGCAAACAGCGCGUGGGGAAUCACUGCGGUAAGGGAAUGGUCUUCGCCAUUAAUCCCACUGCCGACAAGACUUUUGAAAUGUUCUUGGAUACGGCGAUCAGGAUUAACGGCACUGCCUCUUCUUCUGUCCCCGCCGCGGCAGGAACAGGAGCCGCAACAACCGCGGUUACCGCCCUCCCAUCUGCAGUAGCGGGUAGCGGUGCUGGGUCCGGAAACGAAAAUUGUCAAUGCCAAUGUUUCUGCCCCACCGCGGCUUACAAGGAAACCACGCAGCUGAGCGCGCAGUCACCCCAUUCCACAACAAUGCGAAUCGUAACUACCCCGCUCCCAACCGGCAACGCUACUAUCCUCCCGUCGGCGAUACUCUCCCCUUCCUCAUCUCUAUCUUCAACGCCCACCGCGCUCUCCCUUGGCACCAGCUCCGUUCCCUCCCCUCCCCCAUCAGCAUCGGGAUCUACACUGCCAUCACCAGCGGCAACGACCCUGACCUCACCCACAGCCCUCGCCGCCGAAACGCCAACAACUACCGCCCCACCCAACGGCGAUGGGUACUCUAGCUCGCUGGUCCUGGGACUCGGCACCAGGAGCACUAGCUUCUCGCAGAUCAGCGUGGACUUCAACACUUAUUCCCUCGGAACGUUGAAGAGUGUUUUGAGCCUUUCGAUUGCGCCGACGCCUAGACCUUAG
Messenger RNA from Tuber melanosporum (Perigord truffle), 2886 nucleotides. RefSeq lists its product as uncharacterized. The transcript is spliced from 4 exons. The record is from RefSeq and is a predicted model, not a curated record. Bases 1 to 2886 code for a protein of 961 amino acids. Lineage: Eukaryota; Fungi; Ascomycota; Pezizomycetes; Pezizales; Tuberaceae.